AUGAAGGUGGAUGGGGACCACACAGGCAAAGAUGACCUGCCAAGCAAGUCUCCAGAACAGCAGGUGAAGGGCGGUGGGAACGGGGAGAACCACGGCCUGGCAGGCAACCUGGAUGGAGACGGGGCCCGGGGCCCUGGAGCUGCAGGUAAACAACAACAGGAGAGGGAGGCUCCUCGGGAGCCCUUGGGGAACCAGCCGUCUGGAGCAGACCAGCGCGGAGAACAGGUGAAGCAGGCAGAUGGAGAUAUUUGUCAGGAUGAGAAGGACUCUGGUGAGAAUGACAGUGGAAAGCCAAGGCAGCAGGAAAGCUCCAGACUACUGCAGUGCUCUGAGAGAGACAGUGACAAGAAGCCAGUGGAACCUCAAGGGCCUGGACCCUUCUUUUUCAUUGGAGGGGGAAAUGGGGCCCCCAUAGUGGCUGCAUACUGUGAGAACAAAGGCUGGCAACGCAUUUAUGACAAGACACGGGAGGACUACAAGCUGAAAUGGUGUGAGAUCAGAUCAAUGGCAAUUUACUAUAACUUCAAGGAGGGUGAGCAGUUGCUGUACCAGAUCCCAAACAAUAAGGUCCUGACUUCCAAGAUCGGACUGCUCAACAGCCUAAGGGAAUAUGACAGGGUCAGCAGCAAGGUGAACCGUGGCAGAGGGCUCAGAAGCCUGAAGAUGGAUGAGUUCUUUCCCGCCACUUUCCGUAUGGACGUGAAGGAUGAGAGAGAAGCUUUUUUUGCUCAGCAGGAAAGUAACAACGUGUGGAUCUGCAAGCCCACAAACCUGAAUCAGGGCCGGGGCAUCUUCUUGCUGCGAUCCCCGGAGGAGAUCAGCGCCUUACGGGCCCGGCUGCAGAGCAGCGCCGACAACCAGAGCGGCAGCAAGUACUCUUUCCGUGUCCCACAGGCACGAAUCGUCCAGAAGUAUGUGCAGAGCCCACUGCUCCUGAAAGGCAGGAAAUUUGAUGUGAGGUCCUACCUGCUCAUUGCUUCCACGUCGCCAUACAUGGUGUUCUUCCGCCACGGCUACAUUCGCCUUACAUGUGACCUUUAUGACCCUAACUCUACUAACCUCUCAGCUCACUUGACGAACCAGUACAUGCAGAAGAAGAACCCGCUGUACAGCAAACUGAAGGAGGAAACUGUGUGGUCAGUCGAACGGUUCAAUGAAUACGUUAAUGAGAACUUCAAGGCUAAGGGGCUUCCCAAGGAUUGGGUGAACGGGGCCUUCGCUCGGCGCAUGCAGCAGAUCAUGAUGCAGUGCUUCAUGGCGGUCAAAGCCAAACUGGUGCGCAAACUGGGAUUCUUUGACCUGAUUGGCUGUGACUUCCUGAUUGAUGAGGACUUCAAGGUGUGGCUGCUUGAGAUGAACUGCAACCCAGCUCUUCACACCAACUGUGAGGUGCUAAAGGAAGUUAUACCAACCACUGUGACGGAGACUCUGGACCUGUCUCUAGAGAUCUUUGAGAAGUGCCGCUGCAGGAUGAAGCUGCUGCCCCUGGCCAGUCAGAGAGACUUUGUGCUCCUGUACCAAGACGAGGGCCCAACGCCCAUCUGGAAGAGCAAGGCAGCCCCGUCUCUCCAGUCGCAGUCACCAAAGAGCUCCACGGCCCAGUGGAACACCAGCACCAAGGCUCAGAGGUCUGCUGUGUUGAACAGAUCCUCGGGAGAGAAGCCAGAAAGUGGCGGUUCGGCUUCUUCAGUUUGCCCGGAUACCUCCGCAAGCUCCAGCCCUUGUGUUUCCUCCUCCGCCCUUACCUGCACGGCUCUACGGGCCAAACCCCCAGCCCAGGCCUCAGAGACGGCGGUGAACCAGAGACCUCUCGAUGGCAAGCCACGCGAGCCACACCCCCGACGCCAAGUCCGCCCGUCCAAGCCAGCCCCGGUGCGCGUGGAGCUCCGGGUCAACACGUACACCUGGCAACAGCCGCAGACGGCAGCACGGGACGCCAGCCGCGCGAAGUGCAGCGUCAUAUCGCUGUCCGUGCCCUCGGUGGGCGAGGCCGUGCUGGUUCCCAAGCGCCAGCCUAUGCCCUACCCCAGGGAGGCCACCAAGGACAGGAGGGAGGCACCAGACCUGAAGAACGUCAGCCUGAGGCUGGCCCAGCUGCAGCCGAGUCAGACUGCCUGUUUAGGGGGGCAGGAGGCAGGCGAGGCAAAGCGCACAGACAGGAAGAGGAUCAGGCCAAGAGACAAACUUAAGACCUCAGGGAAGACCUGACAACCUCGCGAGUAUGAGGUUGUCAUUGGACACAACUAGCACCAUGAACUACAUUGUUCAUCUGUGCUGCUUUGGUACUGUAGUGUUCAUGAAACUGCAAUAAUGUUUUAAAGACAAAUUAACUAAAUAAAGUAUUUAUUGUCUGACCCUCAAA
Clupea harengus (Atlantic herring) is the source of this 2362-nucleotide messenger RNA. It is a transcript of the gene ttll10, whose product is annotated as tubulin tyrosine ligase-like family, member 10. Gene Ontology annotation, molecular function: metal ion binding; protein-glycine ligase activity, elongating; ATP binding. Gene Ontology annotation, biological process: protein polyglycylation. The record is from RefSeq and is a predicted model, not a curated record. NCBI's taxonomy places the organism in Eukaryota, Metazoa, Chordata, Actinopteri, Clupeiformes, Clupeidae. Bases 1 to 2208 code for a protein of 735 amino acids. The transcript is spliced from 11 exons.